This is a messenger RNA of Ictalurus furcatus (blue catfish), 1446 nucleotides long. RefSeq names its product odorant receptor 131-2-like. The coding region runs from base 478 to 1446 and encodes 322 amino acids. Lineage: Eukaryota; Metazoa; Chordata; Actinopteri; Siluriformes; Ictaluridae. Gene Ontology annotation, biological process: G protein-coupled receptor signaling pathway. Gene Ontology annotation, molecular function: G protein-coupled receptor activity. Gene Ontology annotation, cellular component: membrane. The transcript has a single exon. The record is from RefSeq and is a predicted model, not a curated record.
AAUUAGAUCUAUUAGACAAUUAGAUCUAUAUAUAUAUUGUUAUAUUUUGCCUUCCAUUUUUUAUUUAGGUAUUACUAAUUCAUUUUCAUAUGUAUGUUACAACUGUUAUUCAAAUGUGAAUAAAUAUUUGUGGAAUUUGUAUUACUUAGCAGGGAUGCAUAAUUACUGCAGUUUCCAGUCUGAGGCGUGUCUUCACCUCUCUCUAGGGUCACUAUAUUGCCCGUUAUAAAGUUGUGUUCAUAACUGUGGUACUCUUCAGGCCUGAGCUCACAUCUUACUGAGCCCCUUAGAUUUUCAGUCUCCAGCACUGGACAUACAUUUAUUCAUGCACCUAAUUUGUAAUUUGUUAUAAAAUGUUUAUUCUGUUUGUUCUUUGAGAGAGUCAUGAUAAUUUGUAGUGGCUGAUCUUGUUCUGUUAGUAAUAUCAAAGCAUUUGUCCUGUAAAUAUCAUAGCAUGCUCAUGGUUUGUACAAGAUUAUGGCAGUGACUAAUGAUAGCACCGCUGAGGUUUUGUUGAUGUAUCAACAAUUGUUUCAGGUUGCAAUGACUGAGGGGCCGAUAUCAAGAGUUAGUUUUACAUUAAUAAUGUCACUGUUCUUUACUUAUAUAAAUUGCACCAUGGUCUACACUCUUUGGAGGAAGCCGAUUUUUAAAGAAAGCUCACGUUAUAUUCUGUUUACCCACAUGCUUCUUAAUGACUCAAUACAUCUCCUUGUUACUUGUUUAUUGUAUGUUUUAGGUCUGGCAUUCUUCAAGAUAGUCAAGGCUACUUGUAGUUUUAUAGUGUUUGUUUCGGUUAUUACUUUCAAUAACGCACCUUUAAACCUGGCUGUGAUGUCACUAGAGCGUUAUGUGGCCAUAUGCUUUCCUCUAAGACAUGCUGAAAUAGCCACUCAGAAAAGAACUUAUAUUGCUAUUGGAGUCAUUUGGUUUAUUGCUUCCAUAAACUUAAUAAUUGACUUGCUUUAUGGAGUGGUGAUGGAUUCUAACUUUUUUACCUCACAAAUAAUGUGCACAAGAGAAAGACUCUUCAUAAAGCAAUGGCAAGUAGAUGUUUUUCAGGUAUUUAACAUAUUCUACUUUGCGUCAGUGACUGUGAUCAUCCUUUUCACUUAUAUCAGCAUAGUAAUCACAGCCAAGUCCAUUUCCUCCAAUAAAGACUCUGCUACAAAGGCCCACAAGACUGUGCUGCUGCACCUCGUUCAGCUGGCCCUGUGUCUCUCCUCUUUUCUCUUUGGUUUCUUAGAGCGAGCUGCAGCAAUGGCCACCACCAGCAGUAGCCUCUUCAUGGACCUACGUUAUCUAAACUUUUUUUUUGUGCUGAUCUUGCCUCGCUGCCUAAGCCCACUCAUCUAUGGACUGAGAGAUGAUGCUGUACGGCCCUUAUUCACCUACUACUUUUGCUUUGCAGUGGGCAAAUGCAAGUCUACAGUCAAUGUACACUGA